ACAACAAUCAAAACGUCAACCUGUCUCUGCAUCUCCACUCUAAAAACGUCUUUUUGUUCGAGAUCAUCCCUUUAUAGUGAAUCAUUCGUUUGGGAAAUUAUUCGAUGUGCCCCAGAGAAUAAUGGGCUUGAGAGAUUAAAACGCCGCAAGAUUCUAAAAUAUUAAAAUUGAGAUAUGACAUUACAAGAGAACGGUAAAAAACUCCUUAUCAUAGGAAACUAUCGAUUUACCGGCCGAUUACUGGGGAAAGGAAACUUUGCUCGGGUCGAAGAGGCAGUUCAUAAUAUUUUAAACGUUAAAGUAGCAGUUAAGAUUAUGAAUGUGAAAGAAAUUAAGGAAGAUUAUGUUAUUAGGAAUCUCUACAGAGAGGCCAAGCUGAUGGCGAAACUAAACCACCCCUGCAUCGCGGCCCUCUACCAAACGAUGCAACGGCCCGACAACGUCUACUAUCUGGUGACGGAGAUGGCCGGGGGCGGCGACCUUUGCACCUUCAUCAAGGCCCAAAAAAAUGGAAAAUUGAGCGAAUCGUCGACGCGGAAUUACGCCAGGCAGUUCGUGUCGGCCCUCGCUCAUAUGCACCACCUGGGCGUAGUACAUAGAGAUUUAAAAAUGGAAAAUGUGAUGUUAAAUCCGGAAAAAACUCAAAUUAAAAUAGUGGAUUUUGGUUUGAGCAAUCAGUACCAUCCGGACGAUUUUUUGCGUACUCACUGCGGUUCGCCAGAAUAUGCUGCUCCGGAAUUAUUUAUUACUGGAAGGAAGUACGGCCCUGAAGUCGACCUGUGGAGUCUUGGAAUCAUACUAUACGGCAUGGUUAUUGGACAGUUGCCUUUUGUUAGUAAUCGGUCCGACCAAGUAUCUUCUCAAGAACGAAGGAAGAAACUCGUGGCUCAAAUAAGCAGAGGAUUGGGAUCGAGUCAUCGUCGAGCUCUGAGUCUGUUUUCAUUGGAGUUUAGAGCUAUGAUGAACAGGAUGCUGGUGGCUGAUACUAAAAAGAGAAUAGGGAUAAAGGAGCUGGUGGUGCAUCCGUGGAUGACAGAAAGAGGCAGAAGGAUAAUAAAAACAAAUCCAAUAAAAACCCUAGAAACGAAAGACCAAGCGAGAAUUAUAUCUGACAUUUGUUGUAUGGUGAAGUUACCUCCCGAGGAAGUAAUAGUUCUCAUCAAAAACGAACCCUUUAACAAAGUGGGAGGAAUUUAUAAUAUCCUAGCGCACAUGUAUUCUCUCAGUCGAUUAGGUGGUGACGGCAUAUCCAGAACGUUGCCAGUGUUAAAUGUGGAAAAUGUUAACGACAAAGCGGAUGUGUACAAUAAAGAAGCGCCAAGGACCUUGCGUAUUUCUCUGACGAGGCUUACGCAGAAAUCGUCAAGGAUUAUGAAGACUAGCAAUACCAAUUUAAUUGGAAUUCCCCUGAGUAAAAGAGAUGAAGUAGCUGGGCAGUCGUCAGCGGUAAAACCAAGACCAAAAACUGUACAAUCGAUAGUAAACAGGGAACAAUUUGUUGAUUAUAGGACGUUAAAGUCACCGACUUUACGACGAAAAGCCUACUCAGCUUCAAUAUCGCCUACCGCGUCCCGACCCUCCACCGUGUCGCCCAUAACGACCAAAGUGGCCAAAACCAUGGACGGACGACCGAAUCAGGACCCCGAAAAAUUAUAUGGAAGGGACAAGUGUCUGACGAAUGCCCUAAACGUUUUGCGGAAGGUGUCCAAAGGAAACAAACCGGAAAAACCGGAAGUCUCCAGGGCCAAGACGGCCACCGAACGAAAACAGCAGAGAAGUAAAUCGGAGAGGCUGAGCACGCCAAUGAACCGACCGGCUACUUCCGCAGUGGCGGGUGUCAGUUUUAGGAGAUCGCUGCAAACUACCACUACAACAAAGAUAACGGAGAAGCAAUCUAGUAGGCCUCAGACAGGUCACAGUACGCGACCGACGGCAUCCAUAGAAAAAUCACCCCUAGCCUUCGGAGAUACGUUGGUUCGGAAUGACUUGCCCAAACCCAACAAAAUAAAGAAACCUGUAAUUUACGAUCCUAUCGCUAGAUGUAUAGCCGGCUACGUGGUAAACAACGUGCCCAUGAAGAAGAUGCCCUUUUGAGGCAAAACGUUGAACUUAACCGUUACCGAAUAUAUUCGCUUUGUAGAGAUUACGAAAAUAAAUUUAUAGCGAGAAU
This is a messenger RNA of Sitophilus oryzae (rice weevil), 2170 nucleotides long. RefSeq names its product SNF1-related protein kinase catalytic subunit alpha KIN11-like. Gene Ontology annotation, biological process: intracellular signal transduction; protein phosphorylation. The record is from RefSeq and is a predicted model, not a curated record. Gene Ontology annotation, cellular component: cytoplasm. Gene Ontology annotation, molecular function: protein serine/threonine kinase activity; ATP binding. The coding region runs from base 175 to 2094 and encodes 639 amino acids. The transcript is spliced from 11 exons. NCBI's taxonomy places the organism in Eukaryota, Metazoa, Arthropoda, Insecta, Coleoptera, Curculionidae.